This is a messenger RNA of Manduca sexta (tobacco hornworm), 831 nucleotides long. RefSeq names its product protein C1orf43 homolog. Lineage: Eukaryota; Metazoa; Arthropoda; Insecta; Lepidoptera; Sphingidae. The record is from RefSeq and is a predicted model, not a curated record.
UCAGUGUCAACUGUCAAAUAAAUCAAUACCUACGAAAAUAGGGAGUUGUGUUUUUAUACAUUUUAAUGAAUUAAUAGAGUUAAAGAGAUGCAAGACUUCACCAGUAUAUUGAACAUUAUAUUUAUAAUAAGUGGUGGUGUUUUAACAUUCGUAAUAUUGUUUAUAUUUGCUAAAAGACAAAUAACAAGAUUUGCUGUGCGAUCGCGAAGAGGUCCCCACGUCCCAAUAGGCACAGACGCCAAAAAAUGCCUGAAGAAAGAGAUAGAGCCGGAGGAUUGGUGAUUACCACGCAUCAUGUACGAACCACGGCUGCUUAGCACGGAGCCCUCACACUAUAUCCUGGAGCAGCAACCGUACCAUUACAGGUUCAAGGCUGUGGAUGAUGUCAAGACUUUAGAAGAGGAGAUAGCCUGUCAAGACCCUGGGCUGAGGCGUCAUCCGCGCGAGUCACUCCGUGCAUUUCUGCUCUCGUCCCUGGCAGCGCCUCUCGACGGCAGAGGACAGAAGCUGGUCCACCAGUUCUGCGACACAUACGAGUUUGCUCGUCACCAUCCUGGAGAGUUUGGGGAAGAUGAAUACCAGGCGUACAGCCGACUGCUGCUCAAAUUGUUGGAUGCCGGGCGGCUGUUAAAGAGCGUGGGGGAUGCGGGCGCGUGACCCCGCGCACCCUCGCCGCCGCCGCCCCCCCCGCGCCCGUGCGGCCGCCCCGCCGCGCUGGCAGCCCUGCCCGCCAAGCUGCCCGCGGCACUACACAACCACUACACCGCGCUAGAGGUUCCCACCUUACAAUACUCACAUGUCCACGGAAAGGGAGGGGGAGGUGCAGAAUAA